GCAUUCAGUUUUAGACUGAUUGAGUGGCGGUAGAGAGAGAAAAUGUCGAAGCGAGGGAGGGGAGGAUCGGCCGGGAACAAGUUCCGGAUGUCGCUGGGUCUGCCGGUGGCGGCGACGAUCAACUGCGCCGACAACACCGGAGCCAAGAACCUCUACAUCAUAUCCGUGAAGGGGAUCAAGGGGCGCCUCAACCGUCUGCCGUCGGCCUGCGUCGGCGACAUGGUGAUGGCCACCGUGAAGAAGGGAAAGCCGGAUCUGAGGAAGAAGGUGCUGCCGGCCGUGGUGGUCCGUCAGCGCAAGCCCUGGCGCCGAAAGGACGGAGUGUUCAUGUACUUUGAGGACAACGCCGGCGUGAUUGUGAACCCCAAGGGAGAGAUGAAGGGAUCGGCGAUUACUGGGCCGAUUGGGAAGGAGUGCGCGGAUCUCUGGCCCAGAAUUGCGAGCGCUGCCAAUGCUAUUGUCUGAGAGUAAUAGGUCUUGAUUUUGGUUCUAUGUUUCAGCGUUGGUUUAUUAUCUAGGAAGACUUAUUGUGUUUUGAUGUUAUAAUUUGAUGGAUAAUCUCAGUUAUGCUUAAAUUUUGGUUUUUUUUU
Messenger RNA from Rosa rugosa (rugosa rose), 590 nucleotides. RefSeq names its product large ribosomal subunit protein uL14x/uL14z/uL14y-like. The record is from RefSeq and is a predicted model, not a curated record. The transcript has a single exon. Gene Ontology annotation, biological process: translation. Bases 43 to 465 code for a protein of 140 amino acids. Gene Ontology annotation, molecular function: structural constituent of ribosome; large ribosomal subunit rRNA binding. Gene Ontology annotation, cellular component: ribosome; cytosolic large ribosomal subunit. Lineage: Eukaryota; Viridiplantae; Streptophyta; Magnoliopsida; Rosales; Rosaceae.